AUGCAAAUCAGGACGACUUAUCCUUGCGAAGAGAGCGAGAACGAUGAAAAUCAAGAAGAAACCGACCGUAUUAGUGUGGAAGAAUCAGAUGACUAUGUCCGCCUUCACUUCAUCUCAACUAUGCAAAUUUAUCCUUGCGAAGAGAGCGAGAAUGAUGGAAAUAAAGAAGAAACCGAUUGUGUUAGUGUGGAAGAAUCAGAUGACUAUGUCAAUCUUCUCACGAAUCCAAAUCCUUCCUCCUCAUCCAGUUCAUCUGCAGUCCCCGUCCAUUCCAGACACACGGUCGACGCUUGCUGCGAACCGAUUAUAGAACAUCUUCAGACUAACUACAAAGCUGAAAAAGUAUUCCUAAUAUUCAGAACCAAUGCUAAACUGUAUAGUCUGUCGCCUGAGAACAGUUUGAGCGGCGGGUUGCUAGUCGGGGAUAGAAUGAGAGAGGGAAACCGAGGAAGGAACGAAAGAAAUCCCGGACAAAGUGCAGAGGGAAAAGGGAAGGAGAGAGACACGGAAGAGCAAACGUCCUGGCUUAUCGCCUACCCGAUGAUUAUUCACCGUGAUAAUAUGGUUCAGGAUUUGCAGCCAAUAGAUAAAUGUCAAAGCAAUGACAACGAAAAAGAUGAUGACAUAGAUUUCACUUCCUGCUUACCCAUAGACAUCUGUUCAAUUAUGACAGGAUCCCUCACGCUUUUAGUUUCCUACGUCUCAUUUAUCGUGCCACUGGCUCUGGUACCGCUCGAGAUUUUUAUGGUGCAAACACGUGAACGUGAAGAGUACGACGACGACAGUGUUCAACGAGACGUUCCCUUGGUUUUAAUAUAUUUAGAUACUGGUGUGAUUCCUAUUUUUUUUAUACCGAGAGAUUGA
This is a messenger RNA of Paraglomus occultum, 864 nucleotides long. Lineage: Eukaryota; Fungi; Glomeromycota; Glomeromycetes; Paraglomerales; Paraglomeraceae. The record is from the annotation of a GenBank genome assembly.